AAAAAUGCAAAAAAAGGAGACACGUGUCAAAAUUUGUUUGGUAGAGUUCAUGCAGACCAUACCGUGCGGCUUUAACAAUUAUCCCCCUCCCAUUCUAUAUAUUCUCUUUCCAUUGCAAACUUUCUCUUCAACUCCAAAAAUAGAAACUUUCUUCAUAAUUCUUCGCACUUCAAUUUCCCUCUAAUCUUCAAACACUUCAAUUUCCCAAUCUAAUGGCUAAAUUGGCUGUUUCUGAUGACCGAGAUCUCAACCUCCAAGCCACCGAGCUCCGCCUCGGCCUCCCCGGCUCCGACCAGCCCGACCGCCGCUGCGGAUCGCAGCCUAACAAGAGACCCUUUUCAGAGAUUGAUAAGGAAAAUGACAGUCGUGUCUCGGAUGCUGAGAAUGGCUCCGAUCAGAGCUCGCAACCUCCUCCCUCCAAAGGGCAAAUUGUUGGAUGGCCACCGAUUCGAUCGUAUCGAAAGAAUUGUUUGGCUGGAAAGAAAAGCGAGGCGGAAAGUUGCAACGGAGGGUACGUGAAAGUGAGUAUGGACGGAGCUCCAUACUUGAGGAAGAUCGAUCUAACCAUUUACAAAAGCUACGUGGAGCUUGUAAAAGCCUUGGAAAACAUGUUCAACUUCAAUCUUGGCGGUUACUCUGAGAAGGAAGGUUUCAAUGGAUCCGAUUACGUUCCAACAUACGAAGAUAAAGAUAGCGAUUGGAUGCUCGUAGGCGAUGUCCCAUGGGAAAUGUUCAUCUGUUCUUGCAAAAGGCUGAGAAUCAUGAAAGGAUCGGAAGCCAAAGGGCUUGGACGUUUAUAAACUUCCAUUGAAGCAACUUGACAGCUAACAAGAGAAGAAUGUAAAGAACAAAGAGAUUGUUUUUUGUUUUUUUAGAUCUUUUCAUUGCAAAAGGAAUUUAGAUCCAAAUUGUAUUGAGGGUUAUCCAUUAUCCCAUAUACAUUUGACACACUUUUACUCAAUCAUACGUUCAAAAUCUAUUUUGGGUUCGAGAAUUUUGGAAAUUGAUUACUUGUAUACUCUCAUCUAUACGCUUAAACUUUUGAAUUUAUCGUGUCGAAGAUUGGUGUGUGAAAGUCUUUGUAUUUGUGUUCGAACUAUUGUAACUCUUUAUGUUUGUGAAAUUCUUUGGAUUGAUUUGUAGGUUAAUGAUGUCAUAUGAUAUUGGAUCCGUUCAAACAAACUCAAAUUUCUUUGAAUUUGUUUAGACAAAUAAGAUCAAGUGGUUUUAUUUUA
Molecule: messenger RNA, 1235 nt
Organism: Cucurbita maxima (winter squash)
Lineage: Eukaryota; Viridiplantae; Streptophyta; Magnoliopsida; Cucurbitales; Cucurbitaceae
Product: auxin-induced protein 22D-like
Exons: 4
Coding region: 213-800 (195 amino acids)
Biological process (GO): regulation of DNA-templated transcription
Cellular component (GO): nucleus
Molecular function (GO): protein binding
Source: RefSeq, a predicted model, not a curated record